CGCGAAUGUACAAACAUGAGGGAGUUGGUUGACUUGAUCUCGGAAUGAUGGAUGACAUCGAAGAGGCAAUAAAUGAGGAGCUGAUGAAAUUAAACCUACAUCCUUCUGAAAAUGAUUCAGAGUCAGACGAUGACGACUUCACUGUUUUGAAUCUGCAUGUGGAAGAUGAGCUGCCUGCCUCUGUACUCACAUAUGUUGAAGCUUCAAGAAAUCGAAUAAAUGCCUUCGAACAAUUAAUUCUUGAAGAUGUUGAAGAAAAGGAGUUCUCAAGCCAGAACCCGUCUCACCUUAACCACAGUGACAAUCCUACAAAUGAGCCGGCUUCAGAUUUCAUAGAUGACCCCAUAAAGUGGAAAGAGCAAGUUAUCUCUGAAUUAGUGGAACAUAUUGGACAUCUAAAAGACAUUGUGCCACAGAAUGCCGACUGGGAGAUUCCGAAUAUGUCAGGCAUGGAAGAUGAUGUAUACACUGAGAGUGAACUGCAGAUUAGUCUUGAGUGGAGAGAAUUAGAGAAAAGACUAAGAAAGGAAGAGGAGCAGAAAUUAGCAGCACAGGAGAUAGAAAGAGAGCUGCAUUUGGACUCAGAAAGAAAAGAAGAAGAAAGGAGGAGGAGAGCACUGAUGAAGUUUGAGGAGGAGUUGAAAAAGAUAGAGGAUGCCACUCUAAAUGUUGGAGUGAAAAAUAAAGUUCACGACGCAGAAGAUCUUCAGCUGGAGCUGGAUAAACAGCAGACAUUAAUAAGGAAACUUGAGGAGCAGAUGGAGGAGGAAAAACUGGCUUUUGAGAAGGCUCAGGAGGAGGAGAGUAUGAGAAGCCGGAAACUUCAUUGCACAGCAGCAACAAAGAUUCAAGCUGCUCUCAGAGGAACAUUAGUGCGCCGCUGGAGCAAAACAGAGCUUAAGAGAAAGAAAAAAGAGGAGAAGAGACUUGAGGAGGAGAGGAGGGAAUGGGAGAAGAUGAAGAAGGAAAGAGAACAGGAGAGAAACAGGAUUGAGCAAGAAGAGCGCGCUCAGAGAGAGGAGAUGGAGAGACGCAGAACAGAUUAUGAAAAAGCUAAAAAACAAGAGCGCCAUCGUCUGGAGAAGGAGCAAAGACUUGAACAGCAGAAGAGGAAAGCGGAUGAAGAUGAGAAAAGGAAAGAAAUGCAGGAGGAAAAGCAAAACAACAUCACAAGUGUAAAAGAAGAUUGCAGAAGACAGGAAGAGGAUGUAGACAAGACGAAUAAAGAAAAUGAAAGUGUUAAAGUGGAAAGGAGUAGUCAGGUGAAGGAUAAAGGUAAAAGAGAGGAAGAAAUAGGGGAAUUGGAGAGCAAAGAAAAUGAGUUAAAUGUAAGAAAAAUAGAAGCUAAUAAUGCAAGAAUUGGGCAUGAGAAGAACAUGGAAAACGACAAGAAUAAGAUGAAAAAACAGGACAAAACUAAAAGCAUAAACACAGAAGACACUGAAGGAUUAGAUGAUAUGAGGACACAAACAAAGAGUGAUAAAGACAGAAUAAAGAACUAUGAAGAAGAAAAAACAGUUGAAAGCAGUGGAGAGCUUGACUCUCAGGAAAAUCUCUCACAGUCAAGAAAAAGCAGUAAAAUUUUCAAAACCACUACAGAGUCACACAUAAAUGUACAUCAAGGACUCUCCAGUGAUGUUGGUAUUAGUCCAGUGGGUUCCUUGAUUGUUGCAGAUCAUCUAAGUGUUAAAGAAAAUACGGGCUUGACUGUGCAGGCAUCUGAUUUGGCUACUGUAGCACCUGAGAUGGACACCAGGGGGCAUCACUAUACUACAACUUUUGAGCUUGAGGACCAUAAACCAAAAAUCCAAGAAUCAAUUUCAAUAUGUCUGCCUGACAGCACAGAGCAGAAGCGACUGGCCUGGAUGAUGAAUUGCAAUCCCUGGUCCGCACUCUCAUUGCAGAAUAAAAGGAAGGGGUCUUCAAACCAACAGCAGUCCCAAAAAAGAGGUCCAAGAAAAAGAAGAGUUCCCAGUUUACCCCCUCUAUCUGUGGACACUAUUCUCAAAACAGGACAUUGGAGCUCUCUCAAACAGGUUACGACAGUGACCCUGGAAGACCUACCAGGAUGUAGCCUGUCCACACUGUCUGAGUGUAACAAACUGCAGACUUUGACCCUCAGACGCUGCGGACUCACUUCUUUGGAUGGACUGAAUCAGUGUGCUCAGAUCAGAUAUAUUGAUGUACAAGAGAACUCAAUUACCUAUGUGGAUUGUGGAGGUCUGGCCAACCUUCAGGUCCUCCUCCUGGGCAGGAACCAACUGAUGAACAUCCAUGGUCUUGAUGGAGCUGAAAACCUGCAAACUCUUCAGCUCUCACACAACAACAUCUCUCGCAUAAGUGGUUUAGGACCCCUGAAAAUGCUUUUGCGAUUAUCAGUGGACCAUAACCAGCUGCUCAGCACGAGAGGAUUGAGCGAAAUUUAUACCCUUCUCCAUCUGGACUGUUCCUACAACCACCUAAGCCACGUUGAGGGUUUGGAGAAUUGUGCUCUGCUUAACACACUGAACCUCAGAGGAAACAGUCUGACUGAGCUGCCUGUCCUGCAGAACCAUGUUCUUCUGAGGGACCUGUACUUGGAUGACAAUCUUCUAUCUUCUCUUGAUGAUCUGGAAUCCUAUUGGCUGCCUUUGCUCCAAAACCUUUCCGUGGCCCAUAACAGUGUAACUCAUUUAAUUCCACUCUUGGACCUGGUGUCUCUGAGGAUGCUGGAUUCCAGUCACAACUGUCUGUCAGAUUUGCAGAACACUUGUCUGAAUCUUCAGGAAUGCAGCAGUCUUCAAGAGCUUAACCUGACUGGUAACCCACUACAGCAGGAAAGCAACUGGAGGUUCUUGCUUUUGGAGACAGUGCCUGGCUUGAUUAAGUUGAAUAAUGAGCAGACUGCCGCUGCCGCAGUGUCUCGUAGAUGUCCAGAACAGCGGUGGAGUUUCCAGGCCCUCUGUCAAGCACAGCAAGAGCAACGAGAUUCACUUCUCCAGCAGCAAAAGAUGGAGAUUAGUUCUGCACCUUCGCAACAUGACGCCCAGCUUCUUGCCAUUGGCCACCAAGCAGACCUGUUCAGAUUGGCGGUGGACCAGCGUUAUGCCCAUGAAUAUGGCGACAGCUGUGUCACAGAGGAUUCAACACUGGUGGCAGCUGCUAACAGUAGUUCAUGCAGUUAUUUUGAAGCAUCUUUAUCACACGGACAAAAUACAGAGAUGCAUCUCCGGGAUUCAGCAGAUUGUCAGAAACAGUUUGAGCUACAAUCUGCUGACUGCGUGCAGACACAAAGUGAGAAGGAACCUGUUCAGGCACUGAACCUUAUAAUAGCUGCAGCUGUGGCGAUCCAGCGAUGCUGGCGAAGGAGAUGCGUAUUGCAGAGACGUGAGGGCCUCCCAAGCUUAAUUGAAAAAACUAACACAAAAUCACAUCUUUGUAAGUUGGAAGAUACCUGCAUUGGCGGGCCUGAGAUGGAACGUGCUGCUGUUGUUAUUCAGGCUGUAUGGAGGGGCUGCGUUCUGCGGAAAAAACUGGCCCGUGCUCUAGCUGCUGCUCAGAUCACAGAAAGCGAUGAGGACUUAGAAGAGGUGGACAUGGACGAAUUCAUUUUUGAUGAGAAAGUGCUGGAGAAAGACUGGAUAAGCCUGGAUUCCAAAGCCUUACCGGCCAGGAUGAUGCCAUUUUCGGAACAGCUGCCGUUGCCAAAGCCUCCACUCCCUCUUCCGAUUCAAGGGUCUCCAAAGACUCUAUGUGUUUUUCCACUGCAGCCGAAACAUGCCUGGUCAGAUAAUGAAGCCUGUUCGGAGCAAAGCUUGACGCCUCACCAUAGUAGCAGAUCAAGCCCCAAAACCAGAACCCUGCCUGAAGAAUCAGAAAAAAUUCUUAAAGAAUGGGGGAUCACUAAUGAGUCUACUGCUCUUCUCAUGCUGAAGAGAUCCAACAAAAUGAAAGGCAAGAAACAGAAGCAGAACAGGUUAUUUGACCCAAAUCCACGUCUGGCCCUGUUCAGAAGCCACAGUAACCAGUAUGUUUCCAAAGAAACUCAAAGGAUAACAUGUCCAACUUUCAAGGACAACUUAAAAGUUCACGGAGCAGUGAAUGAAGUUCACAAAUUACCAAAAGCAGAGGAAAAACUAUCUCACAACGAGAGAACGUACCAGUGGCUCCACACACAAGCAGUUCAUCCCGAUACAAACUCUGCAGGCACGGGGCGGGAUCAAUUCCUCCCUGAUAUUGGCCAGGAUAUUCUUAAUGGUGGGAGGGUGCAGCUUGUGGCCAUAGGGGAGAGAGACAGUGGAGGUUCAGGAGCAAGAUUUUGGACUGAUUCCGCUAGUGUCUCUCCACCUCUUAAAAAGCACACCCAGCCUCGAAGAUACUCAGCUGAAAACACACAAACAGAAGUGUCGUCACCCCUAAGAGUCAAUUCAGCGCCGACCCGAAAUGAGCGCAUUUCGUUCCGGGACAAACCGGUGCGACGCAGCGGAGGCUGGGGUGGAGGAAAGAAGAGAGCCAAAUUGAACAAGUAAAAAGAUAACUACAUCAGCUUGUGUUUGUUGCACUGAGAUAAUAUUGAUUUAGUUUGUUCUUUUGUUUUCGGCCCUUCAUAUUUGCGGCUGUGUAUAUAUUCAGCGUGAUGGAUGUCUUGUUGAUGUAAGCCCUUAACAAGACUUACAAUGCUCAUUUGAUCUCUGCUGAAAUUCCUUGCAGCUGCUGUUUUUACUAAAAUCCAGCUUCCUCUCCUGCAAAUGAAUUAGAAGCAAUGGAUGAGAUAUAGCCUAAAUAUCUGCAGGCAGUCACAGGAUAUGUAUUGCUUUCAAGUAUCACUCCAUUUAACAUGAGCACUGCGAGCCAUGGACUGGGUGGAAACCAUUUACAAAUGACAUGCUUAAUAUGCAGACAAUGACAGGCAAUAGAAACCAGCUCGUUCCUGUUUUAAUUUACCUUUUUUUUCUUUCUUUAUACUGGGAAUUUGUUGUUUUUUAAAGCUCAAAAUAAGACAGUGCGCAUUUAAUGAAAGUAAUAUAUCUGAGAUCACUGUCAAUAAACUAUUUGCUUUAUACACAGAUCUGCCUCAAACACUUAUAUUGUAAUAUCUCAAAAAACGCAUCUAUGGCAAACAAGUCCAAUAAUAAGUAAAAAAGAAAUGCAUGAAUCAGAGUUAAAAGUGUUUUCUUUAGUGUUAGUGUUUGAUAAGAGUAUCUUGUUUGUGUAUUUUAAAUUUGGAUAUCUAAAAGCUGAGUGUUCAAAACGGGUUGGAAAACUUUCUGGCACCAGCUUAAGGCUC
Puntigrus tetrazona (Sumatra barb) is the source of this 5266-nucleotide messenger RNA. It is a transcript of the gene lrriq1, whose product is annotated as leucine-rich repeats and IQ motif containing 1. Gene Ontology annotation, molecular function: protein binding. The transcript has 27 exons. The record is from RefSeq and is a predicted model, not a curated record. Lineage: Eukaryota; Metazoa; Chordata; Actinopteri; Cypriniformes; Cyprinidae. Bases 45 to 4508 code for a protein of 1487 amino acids.